Messenger RNA from Colletotrichum abscissum, 1020 nucleotides. RefSeq names its product RNA polymerase Rpb3/RpoA insert domain-containing protein. NCBI's taxonomy places the organism in Eukaryota, Fungi, Ascomycota, Sordariomycetes, Glomerellales, Glomerellaceae. Gene Ontology annotation, biological process: DNA-templated transcription. Gene Ontology annotation, molecular function: DNA binding; protein dimerization activity. The coding region runs from base 1 to 1020 and encodes 339 amino acids. The record is from RefSeq and is a predicted model, not a curated record. Gene Ontology annotation, cellular component: RNA polymerase II, core complex. The transcript is spliced from 3 exons.
AUGGAUUACGAGCCGAUGCUGUUGGAUGGCGAGUCCGGAGGACCAUCGAUCAAGAUCUCAGGGGCUGAUAACAUCCACGUCAACUUUGAUCUCUCGAACUGCGACCUUUCCUUCGCCAACUCGCUGCGUCGCGUUAUCCAGGCUGAAGUCCCUGUGAUCGCCAUCGACCUCGUCGAAAUCGAGGCCAACACAUCUGUCCUCGCUGACGAGUUCAUUGCCCAUCGCCUGGGUCUGAUUCCCCUCCAGUCCAAGGACGUCAACAGCUUGCUUUACACCCGAGACUGCGACUGCGAGCAGUAUUGCGACAACUGCAGCGUAAAGCUUACGCUGCAUGCGCGAUGCUCAUCAGACGAGACCAUGAAAGUCUACGCCAGCGACCUCAUUGUCGACAGCUUCAGACAGAACGGCACCGUAGGAAACCCUGUAAUCCUCGACCCUGAAGGACAAGGCUCUUUGAUUGCGAAGCUGCGCAAAGGGCAGGAGCUUAAGGUAUCAUGCAUCGCGAAGAAGGGUAUUGCAAAGGAGCAUGCAAAAUGGAUGCCAACGUCUGCUGUUGGGUUUGAAUACGACCCUCACAACAAGCUUCACCAUCUGGACAUGUGGUUCGAAGAAGAUGCGAAGGCCGAAUGGCCCGAGAGCAAAUAUGCCAAGAUGGAGGACCCCCCACAAGAGGGCGAAGCUUUCGACUACGACGCAGUUCCCGGCAAGUUUUACUUUGAGGUCGAAGGCGUGGGCAGUCUGGAGCCGGAUCAGAUUAUCCAGGAAGGAAUCAAGAUCUUGCAGGAGAAGUUGGCCCUCACGCUCCACAUCCUCACAGGCGAGGCAGACGACGAUGGCAUGGGCGACUUUGAUGGACCUCGCAGUCCCAACUUGGAUAUGGACGGCGGCAACCCCUGGCAAGAUCAAGGCUAUACCACUCCUUUCAAUGGCGGCAACCAGACCGCGUGGGGAGGCAACGCAACGACACCCUACACCACAACGACACCUUACGGCGCCUCCGGACAGUCUGGAUGGAACUGA